Messenger RNA from Populus nigra (black poplar), 999 nucleotides. RefSeq names its product REF/SRPP-like protein At1g67360. NCBI's taxonomy places the organism in Eukaryota, Viridiplantae, Streptophyta, Magnoliopsida, Malpighiales, Salicaceae. The record is from RefSeq and is a predicted model, not a curated record. Bases 88 to 783 code for a protein of 231 amino acids. The transcript has 2 exons.
AAACGCAAAACCUGACUCUAAACUCCUACACACUCCAAAAUCUGAAGAACCUCAAAGAAUCAGAAACAAAUAAGGAGACAAAUCUUGAUGCGGAUGAUGGAGGUAGAGAGCAGUAAGAAAGAUUUAGAGCUGAAACACUUAGGGUUUGUGAGGAUAGCUACGAUUCAGAUUUUGGUUUCCGUUUCCAAUCUUUAUGAUUAUGCGAAACGUAACUCCGGGCCUUUGAGAUCACCCGUUGGAGCUGUUGAGGGUACUGUUAAUGCUGUGGUGAGUCCUGUUUAUGAUAAACUCAAGGGCGUCCCUGAUCAUCUUCUUGUCUUUCUUGAUCACAAGGUAGAUGGAGCAACAGCCAAGUUUGAUAAGCAUGCUCCUCCUGUUGCGAAGCAAGUUGUGAGCCAAGCACACUAUUUGAUUGAGAAAGCUUCAGAAAAGGCGAAAGUACUUGCGAACGAGUUUCAAGCAGGAGGACCACGCGCUGCUUUGCACUAUGUAGCUACAGAGUCUAAGCAUUUGUUCCUCACUGAAUCUGUGAAAGUGUGGGUUAAACUCGACCACUUUCCCUUUUUCCACAAAGUUGCAGGGGUGGCUGUUCCAGCAGCUGCGCAUUGGUCAGAUAAGUACAACCAUUUCGUCAAGGAGAUGAACCAGAAGGGCUAUACAGUGUUUGGUUACCUGCCAGUGGUUCCGAUUGAAGAGAUCUCCAAGGCAUUCAAGCAAGAAGAGGCAGAGAAGAAAGAAGAUGCAACUGCACUUAAAGAUUCGAGUUCAUCAGACUCUGAUUAAAAAAAAUGCAUUUCGUGCAAGGGCAUCCUGAGCCUAGUAGCAUGGCUGGUGAAAAUCUGAUAGGGUUUGUGGGUGUUGGUUGAAACAUGAACUGCGUGCUAAUAUGUAAAUCUGAUAGGGUUUGAGGGUGUUGGUUGAAAUAUGAACUGCGUGCUAAUAUGUAAAUUAAUUCAGCGGACCCUUUUUCUCAUAUCAAUGGAUGUGAGUGUUUUGUAA